CACCUGUCUGUCUAGGCCAGCCAUAUCGUUCUCUGAUUUAUUGCAAUGGGUUCUCCAAAUACGCCUUCCGCUGAACACAACAUGCCAACAACUGUCCACCCUCCGUCUCCUCCAAACCCUUCCGCCGACCAUGGCGUCAUCCCUCACAUGGCCUCUCCAGACGCAAACGCUCCUUCGCCUCCCGCUGGAGACUGGGAUCCUUCGGAAGUGGCUCCAGAAACAGCCAUGAAGCUUCUGUGUCGUGCAGUCACAUCCCUUGCUUUCGCUACCGGAGACGUUCCACCAACACCUCCGGUCAGUAGGCCUUCAACCCCUCGAAGAUCAUUAGGCAACAACACACGACCCAGAACUCCCUCAAGACCAGCGACACCCGUAUCCUCCGCCGACCUGACCAGCUUGGCCCAUAAACAUAUACAACUUGGUAGCCCAGAGGCAUGUGAACAAGAGCCAGCGACCGUUGUAGUUGGGCACGACACAGAGGAUGUGCAGCUCCAGCGCAUUUCAAUAGCAAGGAAGUUCUUCUCGAAGAGGCCUCCGGCCAUAAGCCUCGAAGAUUAUCUACUGCGCUUACAACGCUACUGCCCGAUGUCGACUGCAGUCUACCUCGCCGCGUGCGCGUAUAUCUACAAAUUGGCUGUGGAGGAUAAGAUUGUUCCCGUCACUGGAAGAACAAUACACAGACUGGUACUUGCGGCAUUAAGAGUUGCGAUGAAGGCGCUCGAAGAUCUCAAAUACCCACAUUCGCGAUAUGCUGGUGUCGGAGGAGUGUCAGAGCGGGAGCUUCAGCAUCUGGAGAUCAGUUUAUGCUACCUCACGGACUUUGACUUGCAAUUGUCGCAAGAGACCAUGGUACGGAAGACGACCAUGCUUCAGCAAACGGCAGCUCAGCUAUCCGCGGCUCGAUCAAAACUCCCCCUCUCUUUCCAGCUGGACCCAAACCUCCCGCUACGUGUGAAGCGCGCAGCAGUGCAGGUGUAGGUGCUAAUUUCGGAGUUUAAUGUGUUAUGAAAUAUUGGAUGCUUACACGUCGAUGGCAAGGCGUUCACGGAGGCAAAGAUUCCCCAUCCCCCCCUGGAGCGCAAAAGCAUCCGACUCCACGCGAUACCCGUUUCAUGUAAUAAUAUCAUCAUCAAAAUAGCUCCACGGCAGGGCUGUACGUAUAUAGUACAAUGAAGCCGCAGAGGCGUGUUCGAAUCUGCUACUCAUGAGGUGUUGCAGGCCAUGAUAAUGUUUUGUAAUUGAAAAGAAAAAAGUCUCAAAUGUUGCACUUUUUAGUGA
Molecule: messenger RNA, 1278 nt
Organism: Pseudovirgaria hyperparasitica
Lineage: Eukaryota; Fungi; Ascomycota; Dothideomycetes; Acrospermales; Acrospermaceae
Product: cyclin-domain-containing protein
Exons: 1
Coding region: 46-978 (310 amino acids)
Biological process (GO): regulation of cyclin-dependent protein serine/threonine kinase activity
Cellular component (GO): nucleus; cyclin-dependent protein kinase holoenzyme complex
Molecular function (GO): protein kinase binding; cyclin-dependent protein serine/threonine kinase regulator activity
Source: RefSeq, a predicted model, not a curated record